Molecule: messenger RNA, 525 nt
Organism: Oldenlandia corymbosa var. corymbosa
Lineage: Eukaryota; Viridiplantae; Streptophyta; Magnoliopsida; Gentianales; Rubiaceae
Source: the annotation of a GenBank genome assembly
AAGAAGCCCAGAGCUAUAGCUAAGAAAGCAGGAGUGUUGGAGCUUGAUGCUACAACUCACUUGCAAGCCCAGAUGGCAGCUAUCACUAGUGAAAUAUCUAAAUUAAGAGUUGACAUCAACAAGCCAAAAGUUGAUGUCUGUGAUAUAUGCACAAGAUCUCAUAAUAGCUCUAAUUGUCAGGCCACAUUGGAAGAGGUUCAGUUUGUGCAAAGUUGGAGGCCUCAGCAGAGCAACAACUGGAAUAAUCAGAAAUCAAACAAUCAAAGACCAGCUCAACCACCUGGAUUUCAGAAUCAACCAUUCAGAGUCAAGGAGGAGGACUGGAUUAAGGUGGGUAAUGUUCUUGCUAGUCUUGAUGCCACUAUAAAGACGAUAUGCAGAAACAGACCUGGAGCAAGUGGAGAAAUCUUUGUUGAGGAAGGAAGAAUGGCAGUAGAUGAUUCCAACUUGGAAGAAUCUGCAGCAGCACACUCAAUUGAGAAGAAGAAGGACAGCUGCCCUGCUGCCAAGUUGCUGUUGCAGUAG